AUGAAAAUUCGACUGCUAGGUUUACUUUCUGUGUUCGUCCUACUGUUCGGAGCCACUGACUCAUUCAAAGCGCCUCAACAUGUUUCGGCGACAAAAGGAAAGUUUUUCGUGCACACACUACAUUCUGCGAAUUUUUUUCCGAGCACAGUAAAAGUGAAAUGGGAAGCUACACUAAACAACAAACCGGCUCUACCCAAUUGGUUGCGUCUAUUGCCGUCUCGCCACCCGGAAAUUGCUUAUCUAAUAGGCACUCCGGUCACAAAUGUGCAGCAUGUCACCCUACAUGUGAUAGCGAAACGGCUGGAUAAUUUCGACAUACAGCAGCGAAUGAUAGUGAUUAAUCUAGUGGAAGAUUCACUGUACCAAGGAAAUACGCAACAAAUAUUCGAACUUCCUAUAAAUGGACUCGAUGUGGAAGAUCUGGUUUCGAAUCGAGAGCGAAAAAUAAGUCAACUGGAAAACGCACUGCGUAAUACGUUUCGUGGUAGAAAUGUGAACCCAUACAUCGCCGGUAUCCGCUCCAGAUAUACUAUUCCUCGCGGCAAAGAACACAUUUUCAAAAACAAUGUUGGAACUAUGGUUUUUGUUGGAACGCAACAAAAAUUCUAUCCAGGAACAAUGGCAAUUGUCAAGAAUUUGCAAACGGUACCCGAUUUUUGCACCAAACCAUCCGCAGUUGUGAUGAAUAAGUAUUUCGCGCCCACGUUUUCGGUUGAUUGGUGUAAUGUCGCUGUGAAAAACGUGUCGGCAAUUGAAGAAGAAGCAAAUAAUGAAAAGUUGGUUAAUGUGGAUGGUGAAGAAAAAUCGACGCAAAUAAAACAAGUUGAGGACUCGAGCGACCGACCAGAACAACCACCGCGCGAGCUCUAUGGGUACUCGGAACACGGAUUCAGCAUUGUUCUUGUUGCCAUCAUUUUGGGAGUCUGUGCACUUCUCAUUUUUGCACUGGUGCUCAUUUUUUUUGGGUCAAGAGAAGGGCAGAAAUGGAGAGACGACAAAACGUCUGGUGAGACUAUGGGAGAAUUUGUCACUAUUCGUGACAAUCAGAAGAAGUUGCGAGAACUUUCACUUCAAAGACAACUUCUAAGCAUGGGACCAGACACCAAUUCCACUGCACCUUCUGGAAUUCAUUCGUAUUUACAAUCAAGAAGCAGAGCACCAAGCACAAUUGCUAGAUUUAGCAAAAGUGCGAGUAGAUUGAAUGAUAGAGAGGACACUAUUGAACUUCUCCCCUCUGUUGAUCAUAUUCCCGUUGGCAAGCAAACAGUCGCAGAAGCAGCAAAGCAAUGCGGAAGCUCUUUGCAUCUGUACAGAAAUCCAUUGAGCGAUGAAAGCGAUGAGCAAGUCACUGAAAGCUCUGAAGAUGAAAACUAG
Messenger RNA from Caenorhabditis briggsae, 1374 nucleotides. RefSeq names its product Protein CBR-SGCA-1 (gene Cbr-sgca-1). Gene Ontology annotation, cellular component: membrane; sarcoglycan complex. The transcript has 10 exons. NCBI's taxonomy places the organism in Eukaryota, Metazoa, Nematoda, Chromadorea, Rhabditida, Rhabditidae. Gene Ontology annotation, molecular function: calcium ion binding. The coding region runs from base 1 to 1374 and encodes 457 amino acids. The record is from RefSeq and is a predicted model, not a curated record.